Molecule: messenger RNA, 3542 nt
Organism: Myripristis murdjan (pinecone soldierfish)
Lineage: Eukaryota; Metazoa; Chordata; Actinopteri; Holocentriformes; Holocentridae
Product: collagen alpha-1(VIII) chain-like
Exons: 3
Coding region: 95-2290 (731 amino acids)
Molecular function (GO): protein binding
Source: RefSeq, a predicted model, not a curated record
CCUAGCCCACACCAGCGGUGCCGUUCAGCGCCUGUCCCACACUCCUCAAACUCCUGUGAUAUUUCCACCCAGCAGCAGAACACUGACAGAGAAAAUGGCAGCUGUACCCCUCCAUUCUUUCCAUCUACUCGUCGCAGUGCUCCAGCUGUGUUUAUUAUGCCCCGCCCAUGGUGGGGCAUAUUAUGGACACAAGCAGCCACCUCAGCAACACCAACCCUUGCCUCAAUUCAAUGAAGGUUAUCCUCAACAACAAUACUUGGGCAAUGAGAUGCCAGUGCUGCCUCAGUUUGGAAAAGAUCUUCCACAGCUGCCAUUGCACAUGGGCAAAGAGAGGCUGCUGACUGAGGGCAAAGGAGAGACGUUCCCCAGAGGAGCUAAAGGGCCCCCUCCCCCAGGUCCCGGUGGAGAGGGUCUCCGAGAAGGACCACCUGGACUUCCGGGCCCUCCUGGACCCCAAGGCCCCCAUGGGCUGCCAGGCCAUGGUUUGACAGGGCCACCAGGGAAGCCAGGCCCCCCUGGUCCCCAGGGUUACCCAGGGAUAGGAAAACCUGGAAUGCCAGGAUUGCCAGGAAAACCUGCAGGACCUGGAUUACAAGGACCAAGGGGUGAGCCCGGCCUACGUGGUGAUGAGGGACCAAUCGGGCUGCCUGGACCAGCAGGUCUUCCAGGCCCCCCUGGUCUUCCAGGGAUUGCAAAGCCAGGAGUUCAGGGGCUUCCAGGACAACCUGGACCUCGGGGAGAGCCUGGUAAUAAGGGACUACCUGGGCUUCCUGGUCUCACAGGUGUCAAGGGAGAAAAUGGAAUUGGUCUGCCUGGUUUGCCAGGUUUGAAAGGGCCUGCUGGCCCACCAGGGCCCCCUGGACAAGUGGGACUCCCUGGAGUUGGUAAACCUGGUCUGAAUGGACUUCCUGGACAGCCAGGGAUACCUGGAAAACCUGGUGCCCCUGGAGAGCCAGGAUUUGCAGGGCCGCAAGGCGAACAAGGUGAACUAGGACCACCAGGCUUGCCAGGAAUUGGAAAACCAGGAAUAGAUGGAUUUCCAGGGCAACCGGGACUUCCUGGAAGGAAAGGGGAACUUGGCCCUCCUGGUCCACCAGGGGGUCCAGGUUUGCCAGGUUAUGGUAAACCAGGUUUUCCAGGACCUAAAGGUCACAAAGGACAUGGUGGUCUGCCAGGACUUCCAGGCCCAAAGGGUGACAAAGGUUAUGGAGGCCCGCCAGGAGUCACUGGUCUUCCUGGUCCCACUGGUCGGCCUGGUCCAGCAGGUCCAAUGGGGCCUCCUGGAGGUCUUGGCUUCCCAGGUCCAAAAGGGGAAGGUGGUGCUGGGGGGCAGAAAGGACCACCAGGGAUAAAAGGUGAUCAAGGGCUUGCAGGACCUCCAGGACAGGGAGGCUUGCCAGGAGAGGGUGGACAACCAGGACCAAGAGGUUUGCCAGGGCCAGUAGGCCCAAAAGGAGAACAUGGUCAUAAGGGUUUACCUGGUCUUCCAGGUGUCCCAGGAUUACCUGGGCCAAGAGGAGAGGGUGGACAACCUGGAGAGAAAGGCCACCAAGGACCAAAGGGCAUUCCCGGGCUUGCAGGACCAGGGGGACCAAUGGGUCCUCCUGGGAUCCCAGGGCCAAAGGGCGAAAUGGGCCCACCUGGUAAACCUGGGUAUCCUGGUGAAGGUAAACCAGGACUCCCAGGUCGUAUCGGUCCUCAAGGUAAGCCUGGCGCUAGGGGCCUCCCUGGCCUUCCAGGACAACCAGGCCAGCCUGGACCCCCUGGUCCUCCAGGAUUACCUGCUGUAGCUCCCGAGCUUGGAGAGAUCCUUCCUGUGACAGGCCCAUACAAUGGCCAAAAACAAGGUCACAAGAAGCCAAAGAAUGGAGGGGACAUUCGUGCAAGUGGCAUAGAGAUGCCAGCAUUCACAGCUAAGCUCACAAAUCCUUUCCCUCCUGUUGGAUCUCCCAUCAUCUUUGACAAACUUCUGCACAAUGGCAAUCAGGACUACAGUCCCCAAACUGGCAUCUUUACCUGUAGCAUACCAGGGAUCUACUACUUUGCUUACCACGUCCACUGCAAAGGAGGUAAUGUGUGGGUGGCACUCAUGAAGAACAAUGAGCCAGUAAUGUUCACAUACGAUGAGUACAAAAAGGGUUCUCUGGACCAGGCUUCAGGAAGUGCAGUGCUCCCAUUACAACAAGGGGACAAAGUGCAUUUACAGCUGCCAUCUGAUCAGGCAGCAGGACUUUAUGCUGCAGAAUAUGUCCACUCCACUUUUUCUGGAUAUUUAUUGUAUGUAAUGUAAAGAAAGUGUCUAAAGAAAGGAGGAAAUAAUGUCACAUUAUCAACCCAAGCUGUUGACUACAGGGAUGGCAGUAUGAUGGUAAAUCUAUUUUAGGUUCAAAGGUCGUAUGUAUGUGCAGUGGAAUUGUUUUGGAAUGGGUGGUGGCAGAGUAAUCAGUGCCAUAGUAAUAAUGUACUCAGCUGAGUAUUUCUUUGUAUCACACACAUUACAUCUGAAAUUAAAUGAGCCAAGGGAACAGUCAAGGGAACAACAAAUAUGCAAAUAAAUCCUCAGAUAAGUAGUCAUUUAUAUUGGUUGUUGCAGAAAGCAAAGUCUGUUGCUGUGCUGUUGUUGAAGAGUAGAUGAGAAGAAAUACUGAGAGUCUGGAGGAAAUUCUGAGAUAAUAUAAGAAUCCAUAAUUUUCAAGGGUAUGAAUUUUUAAAUUCAAACUAUAAUCAUGUUACAUGCAGUAUUCUGUCUGUCAGUCUUUCUGUUACACCUGUCAAAGUAGAUCAUUUGUCAUCAUUUUUUGAAUUGAGGACUAUAUUUUUUACAUCAUGCAUUCAUCAUAAUAUCCACACAGUAUAUCAAUACUAUAUGCGUAAAUAAGCAUAUUCUGGAAUAAUGUUGUUUUAUACUGCAGAAGUCAAUCGUUCAUUGUAUUCACCUAGUAUGUCAGGAUAUCAGUGCAGAAUACAUUUCUAGACAUUGCCUGUUUGCAUUAUGGAUAUAUUUUUGGGGGACUUAAGAGUGUAUUGGUGUUUGUUGUCCAAUGCAUUUACUCACAUUUUGAGCAAUAUACAACAACUUGUUUCUGUUUCAUUUAUGUUUACAGGAGGGGUGGUCAUGAAGUAGUUCAAGAAUUUAGAUUACAUGAGGAACCGUCAGUGUUUUUUGUUUUGUUUUGUUUUUUCUGAAUCUUGAAAAUGCAGCUAUUUUAUAUGAUGAAAAGUAUUCUUUUCUGAUUAAAAAUAAGCAUAUGUAUGACAAUUUCAUUCAAUCUGAAUAUCAUCCCAAACUCCCAAAAAAUAAUCUUGUAGGAGAGCAUUUUUUUAUAUAUAUAUUUCCUUUAGAAGUCAUAAUUUGUCAUCUAACAACAAAUCCUUUCAACAGCAGUUGUGCAUUUGUCAGUAUUCCUCUCCGUAAUUUAUUUGUUUGACUACUGAUUACUUGGAAUUGUGUUACAUGUGUUGAACGGUAAAAAAAAAAAAAAAAAAAGACAGAAAAACUGUUUUGUUGGCAAAAAUAAAGAUAAAGUAAUAUUCCUCAAUGA